UCAGUCAGCGCGAACCAGCUCGAGUCAACAACGAUGACACGAGGCUGCUGCCGUUGAACAACCAUACGACCAGGAUUGGGCCUCGAGCCACGACGAUGUGACCGCCCAGCGCCGGAGCGAGGACGUAGUCGUCCAGGAUUCAGCGAGCAAGGGGGGGAGGGCACCAUCCGCGGUAACGGCCAUGCGGACGACAAGAGCCGAGAGGAUGCGAUGAAGGCUUCGCCGAAGUGAAAGUGAUUUUUCGGUGUGCGCGAAGCGACUGCUGGCGUUCGUGCGUGACAGGUGCGUAUCGCGAGUAUGCGCCUGCCGCCAGCCUCUCCUUCUCGUCUCUGAGUACCGACGCUCCUACGCUCGCAUAGUACAUACCUAGCGUAUAGAAGAAAACUAGCCCAAGCGAGACACACUACUGCUAACUACUACUUCAAGGCUGUGCGUAUCAGAUACAUAAGGCAACCUCAACGCUACUUCGGAUAAUAUAACAGGAAACAAGUCUUUCUCGACGCCGGCACGUCCUCGCUCCUCGUCGCCGCCAGCCUCGCUGGAUGGGCUCAACAUGAGCAGCCUCCUGCAAUCGCCGUCGUCGUCGUCGUCGUUAUCCAGGGUCCGUUGCCUCGCCGACGAAGAAGCCGACCACAACAUGCUUCAAGAUCUGCAGCUGGCCGCUGAGCUCGGCAAGACGCUCCUCGAGCGCAACAAGGAACUUGAGAACUGCAUCAAGAUUCACCAGUGCACGAUCGAAGAUCAGGCUCAAGAGAUAGAGUACAUGAAAAAACAGACGGCCGCGCUCAGGGAGGUGAACGACUCGCGGCUGAAAAUCUACGAGCAACUGGAGGUCAGCAUACAAGACCUGGAAAGGGCAAAUCAGAGACUCGCGCUCGAGAACGCCAACGAUAAGAAGCAGAUAAAGAGUCAGUGCUUGACGAUCGACAACCUCGAGACGCGAACCGACGAUUUGCAAAAGAAAUUGGAUGCGGUGAACGGCAAGUACGAGGCGAUCCUGCGCGAACGCACGAGAAAUCAAUCGCCGGCGGAUGGCUCGCUGCUGCUGAGCCACAGGACCGAAUCGUCGCGCGAUGGCAGCACACACAAUUUGGCUGUGUCACCAAGACGAUUCAGCCCCGACGAGGAGGCUCGCCUCCAGCAGAUCGCCGCCGAGAUGUCGAAGGACGAGGACGUAGCGAAGUUGCUGAAGCAGCUGCAGGAGAGUCGACAUCAGCGUUCGCGCGAACAGAAAAGGGUCGAGCAGCUGAAGGAGCAGCUCGACACCUUGCUGCACGAGCACGCGCAAAUGGAAGAGCAGCUCAACGUGUGGAAGGCCAAGGCGCAGGAUAUGAAGAAUCUCCAGGAUGAAAUUAACACGCUCGAGGAAGUCAGACAAGGCAAUCUGUGCGGGCGUUGUUUGCGCGGCACCGAUCCGCGCGUACAAGAAGAUCUUACCGCAAUGCUGGACCAAGAGGAAGAAGUCGACGAGCUGAGCCUCGCCGAGUCGUUGCCCGAGUCGUUGCGCGAAGGCGACACCACGUUUCAGGAGUUCGGCACCAAAAAGCUUGCUAUGGAAGACGAUCACAGCAAUCCUUACCGCGUUCUAGUUGACAAGUACGAGGCCCUGUUGAAAAUACAAAAGCGUAGCCAAAAGCCGACGGGCAUGUCACUGCAGGAAGAGCUGCAAAUGUCGGGCGAAUUCAACAACCCGAACAGCUCGGAGCCGGAAAGUGGCCGAUCGAGCCUAAAGAAAAAGCCUUUCUCAAUCACGCCGACCGACUUCUCCGAGGCGGAGACGUCCUCGUCGGGCUUCUCGGACGAGACGAGCAACAAGUCGACGCAAACCGAGGGUCGACCCGGCUCGUUCCUCUGCUCGAUAGCCGACGGCGAGGAAUACAAGUUCAGCAUCUACGACGACAACAGCACCUUCGAGCAGCGCUUCCACCAGAUGCCCGAGUACCGCAAGAUCUUCAACGAGAUCUUCGAGGUCCUCAAGCGCGCGGCCGAGGCCAUAGACGAGGGCACCGACCUACCGCUGCUCGACAGCAGCGACGGCGGCGACUUGACGCCCAAGGCCGAGCACUGUCCGCUGGUGUCGGUCUACGCGGAGGACGCGCCGAGCGAGCUGACCGACGACACGAGGAGCAUCGCCUCGCUCGCCGUAUCGUCCGUCGCCUCGGAGCCCGUGUUUCGCGUGCACACACCCGUGUUCGGUCGCAAACCCAAGCCCGACCAGCAGCAGCAGCAGCAGCAGCAGCAGCAGACGAAGAACGAGACGACGCCCGACAACAGUCCCGCCAAGAGGGGCGAGCCGGCGGCGCACAGGCAGCUCUACAGUCAUCGGCAGGCGCCCCAGGUGCGCCAGCCGCUGGAAUACCUGCAGGUACAGGUGCGCAAGAAGGGCUCGGCCAAGAAGUCGCGCAGGCCCGGCGAGACCACGCCCGACAUCAUACCGACCAUCAACCCGCGAGUCAUGCAGCUGAAGGGCAGCGGUCGUCGGAAGUUCCGGCCGCUCACCAGCGCCGAGCUGUCCGACGGCUUCAACUGGAACGGCCACACGGCCCAUUUCUACCCGAGCAAGUCGCCUAGGGCCAGGCACCAGCAGUCGCAGGCUGACGCCUGCUCCACCCCCCCGCGGGACAACGACGACUACAAGCCCGGCAGCGCGUCCGAGGAGGUCGCCAAGUUGCGCCGCCUCGAGAUGUCGUACGCCGAGGCGCUGCGCAUGCCGAACAAAACCGGCAAGGCUGCGCACCAUCGCCGGCAGCGUCACUGAAUCUGUUUCUCUUCCCCUCCGAUUCAGCUGGACGUUUCAGUAUUCAGGGGGCUUGCGGUCGUGGCUACAAGCUUAGACCCCCUUCACCGUUUUCUCUCUUCUUUUGUAAAUAUACGGAAACGAGUGGGCGCUAGUUGAGAGACUAUAAUACCUUUAAGAACAAAUAAACACACACACACACACACACACACACACACACACACACACACACACACACACACACACACACACACACACACACACACACACACACACACACACACACACACACACACACACACACA
Phymastichus coffea is the source of this 3042-nucleotide messenger RNA. RefSeq names its product cerebellar degeneration-related protein 2-like (gene centrocortin). The record is from RefSeq and is a predicted model, not a curated record. Lineage: Eukaryota; Metazoa; Arthropoda; Insecta; Hymenoptera; Eulophidae. Bases 554 to 2758 code for a protein of 734 amino acids. The transcript has 7 exons.